Equus caballus (horse) is the source of this 3404-nucleotide messenger RNA. NCBI's taxonomy places the organism in Eukaryota, Metazoa, Chordata, Mammalia, Perissodactyla, Equidae. The record is from RefSeq and is a predicted model, not a curated record.
GCCGGGCCUGGCUCUGAGAGUGGAGGCUCUGCCAGCGUCAUUCCCCUUGGCCUUGAACUCCGUCACCUCCUAGGCCAACAACAAAGCCAAGGGUCAUGCUCCUGUUCUCAGUUUUGCUGCUCACGUCCCAAGCCAAGGGUGCACGUGGCGAAUGUGGCGAAAGACCCAAUUUUGAGCGAGGAGCUCAGUAUUCCAGAAUCAUAGAGGGGACAGAGGCUCAGGUGGGUGAGUUUCCAUGGCUGGUGAGUAUUCAGGCAAGAAAUACCCAUUUCUGUGGCGGCACGAUCAUCAACGAGUGGUGGAUUCUCACUGCAGCUCACUGCUUAUCUUCUGAGGAGCUGAUUCCAACAGACCUGAGUAUUGUGUUGGGAACCAACAGCUUAAACAGCCCAUCCCUGGAAAUGAAGGCGGUCACCAGCAUAAUUCUUCACAAGAACUUUACAAGAAUCAACAUGGACAACGAUAUUGCCUUGCUGCUGUUGGACUCGCCCAUCACGUUCAGCGAGCUGAAAGAACCCAUCUGCAUGCCCACAAAUUCCAACCUCUCCUCGUGGCGUGAAUGUUGGGUGGCAGGAUGGGGACAGACCCAAAGUGAUGACAAAAACACUAUGACUACUGAUCUGAUGAAAGUACCAAUGAUCAUCGUGCACUGGGAAGAAUGUGUAAAGGAAUUUCCAAAACUUACCAGAAAUAUGCUGUGUGCCGGAUACAAGACUGAAAACUACGAUGCCUGCCAGAUGAGAAAACAAGGUGAUUUUAAUCAUCAAUCAUUCCCUUCACUAUCGGAAUGGAUCCAAAGCAGUAAAAUAGCUUCGUAGCUCUUUCACACGUAUUCAGUAAUUUCACUCUCUCCACUGCUCUGGAAGAUGGGCUGGGCCGGUCUCCCUCUCCUUGUUUAACGGAUAAGAAAACAGGGAUUGAGAAUGGGAGGGAUUUGCCCAAAGUCCAGGUAGUGGUGGGGCCAGGCUGGAAGCCAGGUCAUCUGCUUCGACCCCAAAUGGACAGGAGGAUCGUGUGUGUGAUUAUCUUACACGGUGAGCACGGGCGGCUCUUGUGGUCAGUAUGUUUCUAACCAGUCAGGUCCCUGGCUACCAGCUUUAGUCCUUGGAAGAAAGUCCCCCUUAGGUGGGCUGUUAUGAGUCCCGGGUCCUUGCUGAGUGAGGCCACACCCUCCUUUGAGGUAAUCCUUGAUUUCUUUCUAAGAAAAUGACCUGUAUUUACAGGUGUCCCUCUUGGGUCCCAGCAGUCCUGAAGGGAUCCUCUGUUUCCUAAAUAUACAAGUAAUGUUUGUAAUACACAAGGGUAAAAUAAUAAUACUAAUACAUUUCUGGAGCACUUAUUACAUGGCAUUUACCCUGAGCCGAGCGAUUUCUAGAUUUUUAAAAAUUUAUCUGCCAAUGAUCUUGGAAAGCAGUUGGCAUUAUCUCCAUUUUAAUAACACACAAACUGAGGCUUAGAGAAGUUACUUGCCCAAGGACUUUUCUCCCCCUGUUAUGUAAAGAAAUAACAAAGAAGCCAGGCAACAUAUUUAUAAAACUUUUGUAACAUUCAUGCCUGCAGAAAAUGAAGAAAAUUAUAAAAACAACAUUUAUGGAAGGAGCUGUUUGGGUGGAAAUCCUGUUGAUUUAGUUCUUGCCUGAUGACUUUGAAACAGAAAUAACACAGAAAAGCACAUCCCCACAAAAAACAAAGUGGUAGAGGCAAUGUUUUGUACUGGAAAGGGUAAUUUUGGUUUUGGCCCACACUUCCUUGGUGUCUUUGAGCUCUGAUCUCUCUGUUAAUUCUGCCCCAAAUAUCCCUCUGCUUGGUGAUAUGUUCCACGGUCAACCCACACUCCACGUGAACACAAUUUACUCAUUAUCUCCCCUGCACUUUAUUUCUGUUAACCACAUCCCGUAACCUUGGAACUAGACCUCACCGUCCUGUGCAAUGUCACCAGUCACCAGAUCAUGUCAGUUUCAAUCCAUCUCCCUCCAUUCCGACCUUCUCGUGCCCUGGUUCAGAUCCUCAUCAUUUUCCCCUCCUCUUAACUAGUCCCCUCUACCUCCUGUCUGACUCCACUCAAUCGAUCCUCCACAUACACCCUUCCUGUCAAAUUCCUCUUUAUCCUUCAAACUCAAUGCUUUGAAGUCUCUCUUGACUGACCCUUCCCACAACAGAAUCAGAUCCUCCCCGCUUUGUCCCGCUUCCAGAUCUUCGUGCUUCUCCUGUCCCAUCAAAUGCAGUUCGUCCUAUUUGCUUACAUUUUUAUCUCCCUCACUGGACCAUAAGGUCUCGUAUCCCAAAUGCCUGACAAUUAGUCUUUCCUCAGUGAAGAUUUGUUAAAUGAGAGUGAUCGAAUCUCUUCUGACCUUCCAUUUUCUAACACGGGGAUCAAAAUGCCUACCCCCCAGAGAUGUGAGGUGGUAGGAUUAAAGAGAAGAAAAGUCAAUGGGCUAACGCUGUGCCUCACACAUCAUGUCCAGGAAACAUUCAUCCUCCUCCCCUGUUAGAGUUCAUUAUAAGAUGCCAUUCAUUCUAGUCGCCUAUUUACCAUCAUGCGAAAGGAGAUGUCUCUCCACUGAAGAAAGACCGAUUAAAACAUUGUAGCCACUCAGCUCCUUUGAUGAGAGGCAAGGUGGAAAGAACAUGGGCUUUGGCAUCAGAAAGUCCUGAUUCCAACUCUGGCCUGGCUACCAGGUAACCCUGAGCAGGACUUAUCCUCCUUAAGACUCAUUUUCCCUGUAUUAAAAUAGAUGGAAGGAAGCCAUAUAUAUGUGGGUAUACCAUAGGGACUUCAUACAUGUUUUCUAGACAAAUAAUCAGAUGAGUCAUAGACCCACAUGAUUCCACCCCGGAGGGACCACAAAUUCAGAAAAGUCUAGCUCACUUUCCCCUGCAAACACCCACACCAAAGAAUUAGAAAGGAACAUUAUUCUCCCUCACGCCUCUGGGAGAACAUCAAAGGAGACCCAAUUCAUAUCCACAACCCCAACAAUGCUUCUCGCAUCCUAUUCUCAUUCCUUCCCUUUACAGAACUUUCCAGAGCUUCUGAUUUGAUAAGACCCACAAAACUAGUCCCCACUCUUCUCUUAGCCUGUGCAACAUCCAUCUGCCAGCUCCUCUCGUACUGUGCUUCAGAUGGAGUUAUUUUCUCACUGAGCCCUUCCUCCUCCUCCCCACUCUUCAGUCCUGUCCCAUCUACUGCUCACCAACUCUACAACCCACAACUCCCAGAGCCACCCUGACAGCAGCACCCUCCUCCCCUGGACCCAGGGUAAAGGUGGGCAUUGGUCAGCAAUGACAAGAUUUCCUUUGGAAGCCUGGAGUAGGGGAGAUCAAAGAUUCCUCUUCCAUUAAUGAGCUGAGCUGUGCCUCAGAUGGACAGUUUAGGAUGGGACUUUCUACUGAACUGUGUUCUCUGC